CCGUGCUUUGCCGUGCUUGUAAUUCAUCAACUGCACAAUGCGUGCUAUUUACGUUCUGCCGUUUGUAUUCUCACGUUAAACUUUCUUUCGUUAAAUUAUGAAAUUUGAAAUUGCUUGAGAUGGUGAACACAAUAUCCAUGCACUCAACCAGUUAGAAUUCAUCAUUGUCAGACCUCAAGUAAGAUAUUACUAAUCUGUCGUGCGGCACAGAAUGUCAGAAAUCAACGAAGAGCGUGAAAAACAACUUCAAGACUUGAAUAGCUUCAUUCAGUUGUCUUACGAACAACUAAGCAGUGUUGUAUCUUCGCUAGGCUGGACCAUAGAGAGCAUUUCAAACGAGAGCCAGACCACUGUUGCUUGCCCGUUUGAUAAUGGUCAUCGAGUCAGGGAAGCUAGUCUUGGAAAGCAUUUGGAAAAAUGCCAAUGGAAAGCUGAGGGGUACACGGAAUAUGAUUUACCCCUCUCAGAGCCUUGCCCAUCUGUUGAUCCUUCAUCUUCCAUUAAAUUUGAUGAACAUCUGCAGGAUGAGGUAUUGCUAAAAGCUCGCGAACAAGAUCCUACAAUGCAUACAGCAGCAGGUAUCGGUGACAGAUUAAUUCCUCGAACAUCGGACAGACUCACAGCAAGUUUCACUAGCGAUGAGAGAAAAGCUGUUUACGAUUACGUUAUAGCCAACACAAUUACGCCUGACAUUGGAUGUGACAUUGCUGAUAUAAAUAAGGUAACCAAGAAAGACAAAGAUUCUCCAAAAACUUCCCUCCUUGAGUUACUAGCACAGGAACGUAAUUUGAAACGAAGAAGAGCCAAGCAUCGAGGUGUUCAUACAAACAAAAAAUCUCAAGUUGAAAUAUUACGAGAAGUGAUCAAUCAACAGAUGGAAAUGUAUGAAGAGUACAUCACUGAUUCCUUAAUAAAAAUAGAGCCCAAGUCUUCUGUUAAGUUGGAAGCAAGUUCGUCAGAUUUUCACACCGAUUUUGAUAAGAAAAAUCUAGGAAAUAAAUAUUCCUCCGAGUGGCCGAGAAAAAGCUCCACUAAAAGUGACAAAAAGAAGAACUUUUAUGCGUUUUCGCCGGGCAAAAAAUCCCCCACACAGAAUAAUGACCUCGAUUGUGUCAAGAGAAGAAACAGGUCUCUGUCCCGAGGUAGUGAAAGACAACAGCACCACUCCAGACACACGAGAGGUCGUUCAAAGGAAAGGAGUCGGCACCAGGAUGUGAGUCGUAGAUACCGAAGAAGGGAAGAAAAAUCGUGGAACAAGGAAGAAAAUAAUUAUCAAACAGAGGAGGAUAAAACGAAGGAGCGAAAAAAACGAGGUCGGUCGCGGGAAAGGAGUGAAAAAUAUGUUGAGAAAUCACGGCGACAUGAAAAAUAUGAUGGUGGUUAUUUCUACAAGCAUCAGCGUGUACGUGAUACGUCUAAAAAUUCGAAGAAAAACCCUUGAUUAUAUCUCUUCAUCAUUUACGAGCAUUGAAUUAGAUUCGACAUUCGAUCAUUAUUACGACUGUACAUUUAGUUAAGAAACAAAGUCGAAUCAAUAACUAAAGAAUGAGGGAUAAAAAUAUGGCAAUAAAAUUGUUUUAAAUCGGAUCCAAAUUCAAGUUUCGCCUGUAUAAUAACAGUAUCAUCCGUACUUUGUCAGCAGUUUUUGAUCGAUGUAAUCUCAUUUUAUCAGCCUUACUCUAGGCAACCCGACGUACUGCAAUGGUCAUGACUGCAACCAACAGCACCUGAUGCAAACUUCAGGUAGAUCCUAGAAUCACGAGUCGUGUUUAUUGUCGAGGUUGAGGACUCGUGAGUUCAAAACUUCGAACGUUGUGUUAACGUGUUUGUGCUAAGGAAUGGAUUCAACGUUAAAAAAAAGUGGUAAAAAACACAGCACUCCUGUCUUGUAUCAAAAAAAUUUAGAACUAUAUUUUCCACUAUCUGAAAUACGAUCGGGAGAUACAUCAACCUUGCGUGAUGCGAUUUAUAGCGACUCGGACGAUGGCGAGCGAAAAUCAAAACAAACGCGCAGAAGAAGACUGAUUCAAAACACCAAUUUGUACGCUAAAAUCAACAAGAUUAACUCGAGCUCUGAUUCUGAAUAUGAAACUUUCUAUGAAUGUGAAAUAAAUUCUUCGAAUAACGAACGGCAGGUCACCAGCCUACUUCAUAAGAAGACAGAAAAUUUUUACGAAAGCACACAGUCUGAUACGGAUGUCACGAUCCCACAAGUCGUUAUUGCAUCUCCUCAGCCUGGGGAAUUAUUUUACUCUCCAACGCAAGAUAUUCGCAAACACUAUGGUGAAUCGUUAAACUAUCAGUCCAAUGAAUCACCACUGCAUUUACAAUAUUGGAAUUCUCCUAAGUUUCAGAGGCGUAGGUAUUAGUUCUGCAGUUUUGCAAUUCAUAGAAUACCUUUGUUAAAAUGUCUUGCGUUCCAGCACCUAACGUCUUGUUGUUCUCAGAAUUUCAAGAUCCUAGGCAGUACAGAAGCUAUUCCGGACCUGGAAGAAAAGAGCGGUUGAGCCCGUCUAAAAUAUCAUUUUCCCCCAAGUGGGCAAACCCUGUCCCAUCCAAAUACAGUUCACCGAGUCAAAUCCCACCUGUAGUUUGUGCACAGCCAAAAACUUCACCUGUUUAUGAAAUGAGACGUGGUAGCUCUGGAUCUGGUUCAAAGAAUUCACAUUGGAAUCGCUGCAAAAUGCUUAUAGCUCCAUUUCCUGAGAAAAAAAAACGUGUGGUGCGUGAGAACAGAAAAAAAGAGGAGUUGUUCGAUUUGAAGAAAUCUCUAAAAGCUUCUAAGGAAAGCUGUGGAUCAGUUUCAAUGAUACCAGUUGGAUCUAGGAAGCGGAGUGAUAAGCGUAAGCUUCCAAUUCAAUCUAGUACACAUACAUCUUGUGAUAAUUUAUUGUUGGGAUCACCACUUCAAAAGACCAGCAAAAUGGACCAACGGCAUCGUACAGCUGAUCAAAAUCACAAAGGCGAAAGCUUGAAAAAUGAUAGCAGUUCCAGUUCAUCAGAGGCAAUUAUAUCCCAUCCUCAGAAAUCAACAAUUCAAGUCAUAUCAAAUAUCAAGAUAACAGAUGGGCGAUAUGAAAAUUUCUUAAAAAAACUCUACUCUAAACUUGAUUGAAUCAGAGCUAAUCACAAAUCUAUUCUGACUUAAAAUAAAUGGGUUGUUAUUACAAAUAUUAAAAAAAAAAUUACAUUCAUAUCAAAAUUCAUGAUCAACUAAAAAUCUAGUUUAUUUUGUGUAUCUUUUUUUUUUGUGGAAUUUAUUUUGUUUAAUUUUCAAGGGUAAUUGUUAAUCGUUAUGUGAAAAGAAGUUGAAUAUAAUAUAUUUAUUUUUUCAAUGUAAGUGUAACAAACAUCUACCUGGUUUUGUAUAUGCACUUAUUUUAAGUUCUCUUGCUUUUGAUUAUAUUAGCUGUAACUUGGCUUCCGUGAACACUUAUUAGCAGCCUUGUGUAUGGGAGGUUGCCAGUAAAAUUUAAAAUAAUUAGUAAAAACUGGCUGUGAAAAUUAUACUUGUCGGUAAUGUAACGUUUGAGCCAAAAUUGUAUGGCAAAGAGUCUUCCCAUUUCUUGCAGUUCCUGCUACUCAAAACUUGUGCGCAAAUCGUUUGUGUAGUUGCUGAUUGGCGAUAUUGUUUCCAGUUUAUGAUAGAACUGUGCAUUUUACACUCUUUCAAAAACGACCUAUGUAUUUAAUCUUACAUCUCUAUAACUUGUUCUAUGCCCUAUACAACGAGUUCUGUUGGAAUAUUCAUAAUGAAGUAAUGAAUGAUUAUUCACUCAUUGAGGCAAAGGUACUUUCAACAUUCACAUAACUAAAAAUCCUGAAUAAUAUAAUAAUUAUUUAUUUAAUUAUAACGUACUUAAAACCUGUGUGAGACACAGAUAGAUAAUAUAAAAUAUUAAAAUUUCAAACGUUACAUGUAUUAUAUGUUUCGAAUUGAAACUAGUAUUGAAAAAUAAUAUUUAUAUAUUUACGAAUAGAAAUAUUAAUAAUAUGAGUUUUAUCUCUACGAUUAGUGAUGAGCAUUGAUAUAAUUAGGCAAUAUAUCCAUAACAAUCUAAGUUAUAAUGCAUCAUGUUUGUAUUUGAAAUUGCUGUACAGAGUAAAAGUUUGUUUAUCAUCAAACUGAAAACAAGUUGUCGAACAUUUGGUGGAACCUUUGAUAGGAUUAUGUCAAAAUGUACGGAAUAUGAACCGAAUUUAGUUCAGGGUCAGAAAAGAAUUGCUAAUCGUAAAUGGGACAAUCAAAUCACUGGAAAAGUACUGGCAAAAAUGUUCGUGAUCUAGAAAGAUUAUUAUGAAAAAUGUGAUGUUACGUCAAUGAUGCCAUACUAAUUUGAAUAUCCGAUGCAAUUAUGAAUUUUUUUGGCACCUAUUUCGGCUUUCUAAUUUAUUUGCUGACAUAUUACCAUUCCUAACUUUAACCAAAGUACGUGGUUUCCACAAAUAGUUUAGCGCAAAUUUGAUAGACACGUACUAGUAUCAAUACACAAGCUUUACAUUUAGAUUCACGUACGUAACGUUGAAAGUAAGAUUACUUAUAUCGCCUCUAACAAUUUAUGAUAUUAAUUCAACACAUGGCUAUGAUAAUUUCGAACGUAUUCUCAGUUAUCUUAUGUUGCCAAGUGUUCAGAAGCGAAUGAAUGAGACGAAUUACUUUUAUUGAUAUAAGUUUGUAUUGUAUAUCACUGUAAAAUUCUGUAUCAUUUUCUAAACUGUUGUUUUUCUUCUCCAUGUAAAAUAAAAUAAAAGUAAAUUUUGUAAUAAACUAA
This is a messenger RNA of Neodiprion fabricii, 4772 nucleotides long. RefSeq names its product U11/U12 small nuclear ribonucleoprotein 48 kDa protein-like. The transcript is spliced from 6 exons. NCBI's taxonomy places the organism in Eukaryota, Metazoa, Arthropoda, Insecta, Hymenoptera, Diprionidae. The record is from RefSeq and is a predicted model, not a curated record. The coding region runs from base 212 to 1441 and encodes 409 amino acids.